Musca domestica (house fly) is the source of this 5455-nucleotide messenger RNA. RefSeq names its product gamma-aminobutyric acid type B receptor subunit 1 (gene GABA-B-R1). The transcript is spliced from 17 exons. Bases 2349 to 5270 code for a protein of 973 amino acids. Gene Ontology annotation, biological process: G protein-coupled receptor signaling pathway; gamma-aminobutyric acid signaling pathway. The record is from RefSeq and is a predicted model, not a curated record. Gene Ontology annotation, cellular component: membrane; G protein-coupled receptor heterodimeric complex. Gene Ontology annotation, molecular function: G protein-coupled GABA receptor activity. NCBI's taxonomy places the organism in Eukaryota, Metazoa, Arthropoda, Insecta, Diptera, Muscidae.
AAACGCUGUUGGAGCCCCACAUCGACAAAAGGUGGUUGAAACCAAACAAACUUAUUUCUGUGAAUUCAGUCAUGGAGUUCCAGUCGUCGGGUCAAUUUGGAACAUAACAUAAAAACGCUUAAAAACGGAAUACUUGUGUUCGCAGCGUGCCGCGUGUAGCAAUCGCAUAAACAAGUGAAAUUACAAAAAAAAAAAGGAAAGAAAAGAAAAAAAAUAAGAAGAAGAGCAAAAGAUGAAAAUAAAAGGAUAACAGAAAAUCCCAUGCGAAAAAAAGAAUAAAAUAUCAUUUAAAUGAGAAAUAAAUUCGAAAGCAAUAAAAAAAGUUGAAAAAAAGAAAAUUGUGAAAAUACCAAAAAGUCAAAUUGAAGGCCAAAGGAUUUGCCAUAACAACAACAGCAGCAGCAACAUAAUCCAGAAAAUGUUAAAUAAAAUUUCCAUUAAAACGAAAAAUUCAUCUCAAAUUUCUUAUGCGUGAUUAUGGCCAUGGUCUUGUCCAGAGUAUGACAAAUAAAACAACAACAAUAACAGCAACAAGAAUAAAUAAAUAAAUACAAAUAAAUCCAAUGAGAACAUGAAAAAUUAACAUGUUUGCAAAUGUACGAUUUAAAUGAAUCAACGAAUGAGGUGGAAAAAAGAAAAACCGCAACAAGGAAAAAAAUAUCAAUUUAUAUGCAUGGUUGGCAAAUACAAAUAAAGCCAUCUAGUGUAUGUGUGCUGGUGAAUGUAUGUGAGUGUGAAAGUGUUUGUGUGUAUAUGAGGUUAAACUCAAAGUUAAUAAAAAUUUAAUGUAAUUAAAGUAUGAUCAAGUGUAAAACAACAAGCUAUGGUGACGAAAAUUGUGGAAACGAGUCUUUAAUGUGUUGAAAAAGUAGUGAACCGAAUUUUGAGAAAAUAAGAGAUAAUAAGGGGAGUGACACGGUGUGUACUUAUUUAAUUUGUUUGCAGUGUUGGUAUCAUAUGUCACAGAUGACAAUGAGUGAAGGUUAAAUUGUGGUUUGCUGGCAUCGAGGGCAUAAAUAAUUUCAAGGAAAUUGGCCACAAAACAUAUUUAAAUAAUUUUGAAGCUCAAGAAAUAAAAAUCAUUAAUUGUGUCGAAGAUUUUGAAAAAAAGUGCAUGGUUUCUCAAUUUAAUAAAAAUACCCAAAGUGAAAAAAUCCAAAGAGAAAAGUGAAUACUUGAAUCCCCUGUAGUUAUGACCACCUUAUUUUGUAAUUAAUUAAAAAAGCCCCUGCCAGGGGAAAUUGUGUUGUACACUUGUGAAAAUGCCAUACCUAGCCUGAAAUUCAACCCUUACAGGUAGCAAAUAAUGUUCCGUGAAAUUUAUACUAAUUACGGAAAUAAACUUUUCAUCUCCCAGCAAUUGCUUGCAAAGUAAUUUGUAAUUUAAUCUGGCCAAGUAAACAGCUUGCCAUUCCCCCACUCCUUUUAAGAUGGAAAUAUAGCGUUUAAUUAAAAUGCAUUGCAUAUAAGUGUUACAUUUAAUAAGCACAACGGCCAAACAAGAAAUAAGAAAUUAAUUCGGUGCGGGAAGAAAGUACAAAAAUGUAUUCACAAGUGCUUAAGCAAGAAACGAAACAAGAAAUAAUAAAUUGAGGAAAAUCUUUCAAGCAGAGCAGUACAAGUUUUUCAGGAAUGAAAAGUGUAAAGAAUGAAAAACCAUUUAUAAUUAAGUGAAACAAGUGAAGCCAGUAACCUUUACUCCAAAAAAAGAAAAGAAAGUAAUACAAAACAAAAUCCAUAACAAAUGCAACUGCACCAUCAUCAUCGUCGUCGUCGUCAGCAUCACAUGAAUUUUCGCAGCUUUUGAUUCAGAAUUAACAAAAAACGGCAACGACAUUAACAUUGUUCUUCGUUCCACAAGAAACGGCAAAGGAAGUGCAAAACAAACACAUACACACACGCAAAACAUCCCUCAUACACAAUAGUGCCACACUGCCAUCAUCGUCCUCGUCGCCCCCUUAACCAACCAACUUUCUCUCCAUUGGAGCAUUAAAAGUGUUGAGUUUUUAUUUCGCCAUCAUCUGCCGCAUUUGGGUGUUGUACACAUCUUAAAACGAGUUUUCUUUCGUUAACUUUUAACAUCUACAUUGUUGUUCAGUGCCGUUGUUUUUUAACUUUACAACCAAAAAGGAUAUAUUGUCGUUCAAACCCCACCCACCCACCCACCACCUCACCAACGGCGUAGCAACAAAACACUUGUCUUCAUUGCCCGGGAAACCAGAAGCAGCAUCACCCCCACCACCACCACUACCGCCACCAACGCCAACGUUGUUCCAGUUAAGUUUCUUCGCUCACUCCAAGCAAGAGCAAAAGUUUCCGGCAUACGUUUCAACGUUUCACAAAAAGAUAUGACAUGUGAUGGUGUUUUAACAUUUUGGAUAUUUUUAUUUUUCCCUUUGAUUUUCAAUCAAAUCGCCUCAACCGACGGUGGUAGCCUGGAUGAUUUACACAUAGGUGGUAUCUUUCCCAUAGCAGGCAAAGGAGGAUGGCAGGGUGGUCAGGCGUGUAUGCCAGCAGCAAAACUGGCAUUGGAUGAUGUAAAUAAGGAGAAGAAUUUAUUGCCCGGAUAUCGGCUUAUAUUGCACAGCAAUGAUAGUGAGUGUGAACCCGGUUUGGGUGCCAGCGUUAUGUACAAUCUACUCUAUAAUAAACCACAGAAACUUAUGUUAUUGGCCGGUUGUAGUACCGUCUGUACAACAGUAGCAGAAGCCGCAAAAAUGUGGAAUCUUAUUGUGCUAUGUUAUGGCGCAUCAUCACCAGCUUUAUCGGAUCGCAGUCGCUUUCCCACAUUAUUUCGUACCCAUCCAUCGGCAACCGUUCAUAAUCCCACUAGAAUUAAGUUAAUGAAGAAAUUUGGCUGGUCUCGUGUUGCCAUUUUACAGCAGGCGGAGGAAGUUUUUAUAUCGACGGUUGAAGACCUUGAGAAUCGCUGCAUGGAAGCAGGAAUUGAAAUCGUUACAAGACAAUCAUUUUUAUCCGAUCCAACUGAUGCUGUACGCAAUUUACGGCGACAGGAUGCUCGUAUUAUUGUUGGUCUCUUCUACGUGGUGGCAGCCAGGCGAGUGCUCUGCGAAAUGUACAAACAGCAGCUGUACGGACGGGCGUAUGUGUGGUUUUUUAUAGGCUGGUACGAGGACAAUUGGUACGAAGUCAAUUUAGAAAAUGAAGAUAUUUCAUGUACCGUCGAACAGAUGCGUAUGGCUGCCGAAGGCCAUCUAACCACAGAGGCUCUGAUGUGGAAUCAGAAUAAUCAAACAACCAUAUCGGGCAUGACAGCCGAUGGAUUUCGCUUGCGUCUGAAUCAAGCCUUAAAAGAAGAAGGUUUCGAUAUUAGCAACGACCGCUAUCCAGAAGGCUAUCAGGAAGCCCCACUGGCCUAUGAUGCCGUUUGGAGUGUGGCCUUGGCCUUUAAUCGCAGCAUGGAAAGACUGAGGCAUCGCAAUAAAACCUUAAAGGAAUUCACAUACAACGACAAAGACAUAGCUGAUGAAAUUUAUGCAGCGAUGAAUUCAACGCAAUUUUUAGGAGUAUCGGGUGUUGUGGCGUUCAGCUCUCAGGGAGAUCGUAUUGCUUUAACGCAAAUUGAGCAAAUGAUUAAUGGAAGAUAUGAAAAAUUGGGUUAUUAUGAUACCCAAUUGGAUAAUUUAACGUGGUUGAAUUCCGAACGAUGGAUAGGAGGAAAGGUUCCUCAGGAUCGUACAAUUGUAAGACGCGUUCUACGCACCGUAUCGCUGCCAUUAUUUGUCUGUAUGUGUACAAUAUCGUGUUGUGGUAUAGUUGUAGCAUUAGCCCUAAUUAUCUUUAAUAUAUGGAAUAAACAUAGAAGAGUAAUACAAUCAUCACAUCCUGUAUGUAAUACAAUUAUGUUAAUUGGCGUUAUUAUCUGUUUAACAUCCGUCAUUUUAUUGGGUAUUGAUGGACGGUUUGUUAGUCCAGAUGAAUAUCCUAAAGUCUGUCAAGCUAGAGCUUGGCUAUUAUCCACCGGUUUUACAUUAGCUUAUGGUGCUAUGUUUAGUAAAGUCUGGAGAGUACAUCGAUUUACCACAAAAGCGAAAAGAGACCCAAAGAAGAAAGUUGAACCCUGGAAAUUAUAUACCAUGGUUUCUGGUCUACUAUCCGUCGAUUUAGUACUGCUGAUAGCAUGGCAGAUAUUCGAUCCGUUGCAACGGAUAUUGGAGACAUUUCCCCUAGAAGAUCCCACAUCGACGAGUGAUGAUAUUAAAAUACGUCCAGAGCUGGAGCACUGUGAGAGUGAAAAGAAUUCCAUGUGGUUGGGCCUUGUCUAUGGUUACAAAGGUUUAAUUUUGGUAUUUGGCCUUUUUCUGGCCUACGAGACACGUUCGAUAAAGGUGAAACAAAUUAAUGACUCACGCUACGUUGGCAUGAGCAUUUAUAAUGUGGUGGUAUUGUGUUUAAUCACGGCACCGGUGGGGAUGGUGAUUGCAUCGCAACAGGAUGCAUCAUUUGCCUUUGUGGCAUUAGCUGUGAUAUUUUGCUGUUUUCUGAGCAUGUUGUUGAUAUUUGUGCCAAAGGUUAUUGAAGUCAUACGGCAUCCAAAAGAUAAAGCCGAAUCGAAAUAUAAUCCCGACUCUGGAAUUUCGAAGGAGGACGAGGAACGUUAUCAGAAAUUGGUAACAGAAAAUGAAGAAUUACAACGACUGAUAUCACAGAAGGAGGAAAAAAUUCGCCUAUUACGACAGCGCUUGGUGGAGCGAGAAGCUCAAAUGAAAACCGCCGAUACAAAUGGUUGCGGUGGUCCGCCAACAGUGGCAGGAGGCAUUAACAACGGUACACAUCCACCCGCCGUAACAACCACAGGUACCUCAUUAGGGGUAUACACCUCGGCAACGUCCUCACAUUUACCACCCGCCGCAUCACUAGCAAUUACACAAGCUGCUAUAGCUGUGGCAGCUAUGGCUGGAGUCAAACCCCCCGCCUCAAUUACCGCCUGCAGCAUCGAUAUAACCAAUACCGACGUUACCACACCCUUAUUGCUGGAGCCUUUACAUCGCGAACCUUCUUGUAAUUCGAUAUCAUCCUCCAUGUCGCCAACAAUUGCCAUGACAGUCCUACCGUCGACAAGGUGUAAACGUGAUUCGGCAUUGCAACCACUGAUACAGCCAGAGGGCACAUCGGCAACGUCGGAUUUCGAUAGUGCCAUAUGUCUGGGUGGCAGCGGUGGAUAUUCGCAAUUAACCGCAACGACAACAACGCGUUCACGGGCCGCCAGUCAAUCAUCGGCAUUUGAAUUUUCCGAUAAUUACCAAUAGGUUGGGGUGCUCCAUCCUCACACGACUUAUGGACAGUGAGAGAGGGGAGCGGAAUAAUCAUCUUUCUCAUUGCCAUGCAAAAUAAAUCUACUCAUUCGAAAAAAAAGCAUUGAGUCUAAUAUUCAAAUUUUGUUCUUGAAGUUUGAAUCGGAACACAGAGAGAGAAAAAAGAGAGAAGAAGCAAA